AGUUAUGGCAAUGUCAUUUUUCCUUUUCCUUUUUGCAUCUUUUUGGGUGUCUGGACUGCAACUCAACCAGACAGACAAAGUUGUGGUCAGAGCGUUCACUGGGCAGAAUGUUAUGUUAGAAUGCUCGUCUGGAAACACCAAAAUGACAGACAGCAUCGGAGUCUGCUGGAACAAGACUGAUCUGGAACAACAGAAAUAUGUCCUGUUUCACAAAAACGACCAGUCAGACAUCACUCACCAGGAUCCACGCUUCAAGGACCGAGUGGCACUGGCUCAUCCUGAUUUCAAGAACAACAACCUCUCUCUCAUCCUCCAAAAUGUGAGUGUUAACGACAGCGGAGAGUUCGAGUGCAGAUUGAUCAAGGCCCCAGAAAUGUUCAACGUGGCGCCAAUCCAACGCAUCCAGCUGAUCGUCAUAGAGCCAGAGAUGCUAAAGAACCAUGGAUCAGACAACAAGAACCUUGGAGUGAUGUAUUAUCUGCUGAUUGCUGCUGUGGUCUCUGGUGCCUUUCUUCAUUCUCCUUUUUAA
This is a messenger RNA of Boleophthalmus pectinirostris (great blue-spotted mudskipper), 529 nucleotides long. RefSeq lists its product as uncharacterized. Gene Ontology annotation, biological process: positive regulation of T cell proliferation; cell surface receptor signaling pathway; T cell costimulation. Lineage: Eukaryota; Metazoa; Chordata; Actinopteri; Gobiiformes; Gobiidae. Bases 5 to 529 code for a protein of 174 amino acids. The transcript has 3 exons. Gene Ontology annotation, cellular component: external side of plasma membrane. The record is from RefSeq and is a predicted model, not a curated record.